AUGGUGACAUGUCACAAUCUAGUUCUUGGGACUUUUAUUUUUGUGUUAAUCGGUUUCCUGUCUUUGUCUGAGGGUCGGAAAUCCAAAUGGUACAGUGGAAAGGCGCUCAGCAACCUGACAUCUCUUGGACUUUUUGAUGAGAUGUGGAAUCAAGACCUGAAACCAAUCCUUAUUCCUCGGAUCUCUGGAACUGAAAACAAUAUACUUGUGAGACAUCAUAUUAUCGAUCGGUUGAAAGCUCUUGGAAUCUGGCAUAUCGAAUUGGAUGAAUUUCAUGAAAAAACUCCUGAAAGAAAAGUGAAAUUUGUGAAUAUAAUUGCCACAUUGGAUCCCUCAGCACCAAAACGUGUUAUUCUUGCCUGCCAUUAUGAUUCCAAGAAGUUUCCAUUUGAAUUCAUUGGUGCUAUUGAUUCUGCAGUACCUUGUGCUCUGUUGCUUGCUCUGGCCAGAGAACUGAAAUGCCUUUUGCAACAUAGGAAACAGGAUCUUGAUACAACUUUGCAAUUGGUCUUUUUUGAUGGGGAAGAAUCAGUCCGAGAGUGGACAGAAACUGAUUCUUUGUAUGGUUCAAGACAUCUGGCUACAAAAUGGCAAAAUAGCAUUCAACCAAAUGGACGGAAUAACUUGUAUUCAAUUGCGGCCUUUGUCCUUCUGGAUUUGAUUGGUAAUCGACAAAUGAAAUUCCAUAAUUACUUCCCUCUUGAAACUUCACAACUCUUUGAAAUUCUGAUUAAAAUUGAGGACAGUCUGUUACGACGGAAUCUCCUCCACAGAGACUUCAAUGGUGCUUAUGAAUCCAUGUUCUCACAGACUUUAUUAAAUUUGCCUUUUGGCGGCAUUCAAGAUGAUCAUUUACCAUUCUUCAAAAAAGGUGUGAAUGUGUUGCAUCUCAUCUGCUAUCCAUUUCCCAGUGUCUGGCAUCAGCCGUCAGAUACAGAAAAUAACCUUGACAAAAGGUCGAUAGCAAAUUUCAAGCAGGUGUUCACAGUGUUUGUGGCUCAUUAUCUCAAACUCGAUUCUUGGCUGGAGGUGUGUCCCAUCAUUCAGUCCAAGUGA
Molecule: messenger RNA, 1056 nt
Organism: Acanthosepion pharaonis
Lineage: Eukaryota; Metazoa; Mollusca; Cephalopoda; Sepiida; Sepiidae
Source: the annotation of a GenBank genome assembly